Molecule: messenger RNA, 2103 nt
Organism: Carassius gibelio (silver crucian carp)
Lineage: Eukaryota; Metazoa; Chordata; Actinopteri; Cypriniformes; Cyprinidae
Product: WD repeat-containing protein 74-like
Exons: 10
Coding region: 144-1289 (381 amino acids)
Biological process (GO): ribosomal large subunit biogenesis
Cellular component (GO): nucleolus; preribosome, large subunit precursor
Molecular function (GO): protein binding
Source: RefSeq, a predicted model, not a curated record
GUCAGUAAACCGACGAGUUAGUGGGGAACGGAACCAAAUGUCCUUAGGUUGCGCGUUACACCCGGACGUAGUUGUGUGCGACAGUAACGUGGAGAUCUGUUUUUAUUAAGUCAGUAAAUCCACUAUCUCUCGGUUUCUUUCAAAUGGCUGCUAAAAGCCAAAUAUGCUCAAUAUGGCUCGGGUCUGAAACUGGAAUAUUAAAAGGGGUAAGUUUAACCAAAAAGCAGGCGUUUAACUUUUGUGAGAUGAGCUGCUUGAGUCGAGAUCAGGAGGUGUGUGUGAUGGCGUGGGGAGACCCUCACGAGUCAGAGGUGUUAGUGGGCAGUGUGAACGGCACUGUGAAGACUUUCAGCACAGACAAGGGAAUCUUCACAGCGAGCAGAGAGUGUGGAGAUCCUUCACAGGGCAGAUUCACAGGACUGGCUGUCACUGACAGUUCAAUGAUUACAUGUGUGGAGUCAGGACUGCUGAAGGUUUGGAAGGAAGGAAGCACAGAAACCGUUGAGGUAAAUGUUGGAAAUGGAGUAUGCAGAAUGCAACAGAACCAAUCACAGCGCCAUCAUGUGGCCACAGGGGGUAAAGAGAACCCACUGAAAGUCUGGGAUCUAGAGAGACCAGAUAAGCCAAUAUUCACAGCCAAAAAUGUUGCUCAUGACUGGUUGGAUAUGCGAGUGCCCGUGUGGGUGAGAGACAUUGGCUUCAUCCCAGAUUCAGAUAAAAUAGUCACAUGCACUGGACACCAUCAGGUGCGUGUGUAUGACCCCUCGACGCCUCAGAGAAGGCCGGUGUUGGAGGCUCAGUUCGGAGAGUACCCGCUCACAGCACUCUCUCUUCCUGCCAGCCAGGGCACAGUGGUCGUGGGCAACACUCACGGGGAGCUCGCCAUCCUUGACCUCCGGAAAGGGCUUGUGUGUGGGUGUCUUAAGGGUCUGGCAGGGGCAGUGCGGGGGCUGCAGUGCCAUCCUUCCCUCCCAUUGGUGGCCUCUUGUGGUUUAGAUCGUUUUCUGAGAGUACACAGCCUGGAGGACCGGUCCUUACAGCACAAGGUAUAUCUGAAGUCACGACUCAAUUGCGUACUGCUGUCUAGCAGAGAACUGGAGUCAUCAAAUGCUGAUGUUAGUGGAGAUGUAGAAGAGGUGAAAGCAGAGGAAGAUGAGGUUUGGGAUACCAUGGAAACAGUGACGGAGAAGGCAAAAAAGAGGGCCGCCCAGAAAGACGAAGCAACUGUUACUGGAGUAGAUGCAAACAAAGAAAAGAAAGCUAGUAAAAAAAAAAAAAAAGUGAUGUAAAGUGAUUUCUAAUGGACAUUUUUAUAAUUUUAUACACAGUUUAUCAUGUCAUCAGUAAAGCUGCAUCAGCAGUGGCCAAGAAGAAACUUAAGCCUGAGAGACUGACUGUAUAAUAUGGAUAUAUAUUAAUAGGUGCAGAUCGUUAUUUUUGCCCAUAAAGUGAAUUUACAAAUGAGAUGAUCUAAAAUGUGAUAUUCAAAUUACAUUUUAAAUGUGUAAAAAAAAACUCAAGUUUAUGUGAAAACGAUCACUGUAUUAAACACAAUUUAAUGAAGAGUCUGUAUAUCAUAAACACAGAAUCUUUCAAAAACAUGUUUUCAUCGUUUUCUGGCAAUCAACUGACUUGAUUUAACAUGUAUCACUAAACUGGCACACAUAUUAGUACUGUGCACUUCAGAAAAUAUUUCCUACAGAAGUUUUAUGUUAAAGCCUCUACAAUACUACUUUAUGUGAAGUUAAAAUUCUCCCCACGUCCUAUUUGUAGUAUCCUUUUCAUAAUUAUUUUAUUUUUGUUUUACAGAGACAAGAAUAGAAACUUGAAUCUGUGCUGCUCUGGUCCUUGACUUGACCUUGAAUGACUUGUGCUUGUGUGGGUGUGUGUAUUACACAUUGCGUUAUGAACACUUAAACACACCCUAUUCUAGCGUCUGAUAAGAUAAGGUACAUCUUGGUUAGCACAGAAACUGUCGACUUUGUAAAUGAGAAUGUUAAUAGCUCUACAUCUAAAAAAACGUAACAUUUGCCAGCACAGUUCUGUUAUAACUACUAUAAAAAUGUUGUCCAAACUUCCUGUAGGGUACAUUUUUUUUCUUAA